AUGGCAGACCCAUCGUCCCACCCGUUACCCAAUCUAGCACCUAUCGGAGAUGGACCUCAUGAAUCCGUCGACGUAGCUGGACCUUCAAGUAGACCAUUCACAGAUGCUCAAGUGGAGGAAUUCAGAGAGCAGGACAGGUGGUUACCUACAUCCGAAGCAGCAGAGAAAUGUCUGAAUGAAAAACGCAAAACGCUCAACGGAGAAGAUAUCUUAACCUCGAUGAGAUCACUAGGCUUCGACAAUUACGAAGGUGUAUUAAGAGUCUACUUGGCGAAAUAUAGGGAUGCGCAGAUACCAAAAGGUGCUGGGGAUAACGAUGACGAUGUGGAUACCAAAAAGAAAAGAGGUAGAGGAAGGCAAAGCGAUGGACAAGCAAGCGAAAGUAAAGGAAAGAGGAAGAAGAAUAUCGAUCAUGAUGCUGUACGGUAG
Kwoniella shivajii is the source of this 429-nucleotide messenger RNA. RefSeq lists its product as uncharacterized. Bases 1 to 429 code for a protein of 142 amino acids. Gene Ontology annotation, biological process: regulation of transcription by RNA polymerase II. The record is from RefSeq and is a predicted model, not a curated record. Gene Ontology annotation, molecular function: protein heterodimerization activity; DNA-binding transcription activator activity, RNA polymerase II-specific; RNA polymerase II cis-regulatory region sequence-specific DNA binding. NCBI's taxonomy places the organism in Eukaryota, Fungi, Basidiomycota, Tremellomycetes, Tremellales, Cryptococcaceae. The transcript is spliced from 2 exons. Gene Ontology annotation, cellular component: CCAAT-binding factor complex.